AUGGAGAGAAGAGAACGGGCAAAAGAGAAGGAGAAGGAACAAUGGAGUGGAGAGGAAAUGGCAAAAAAGAUGAUUGCGAGCGGAGCUUUUGAUUCGGGCCUUAUCGCCUCCGCAUUCAAAGAGCUUCGCAACGAAAAGCCACCUCUCAAUUCAUGCAUUUCGUUCAAGAACAACAUGCAUAAGAUUCGAGCUCCCGACUUCCCAAUUGCAGAUGACAAAAUAGUCAAACUCACUCAUGCUCUGGAUAACUUCAUUUGUGCAGCAAAAGUCGCUGAGGAAGUUCACUCAGUUGUUCUUGCCCUGAUGCCAUUGGAAUGCUCGGUGACCCUCCAACAGAUCUUUCCCAUUCUCAGUGGAACAUUUGCCAAUCAUGGCAAAAUGUUUUUGAACAACAAGAAAGUGGAUUCGACGGUUGCAAUGACCGCAUAUACAUUGGAGAUUCUGCCAGAUGGAUGCUCGAAUUCCUUGUUCACAACAGUCUAUCAUCUUCACAAUUGGAAGCAGAAAAGAGGAUUGGAUAAUGUUGGAGACUUGGUUUCUACCGUUGAGAAGGUUCUCACGACUAAUGAGAACACAGUGCUGAUGAGUAUGAACGGAAUGGGUCGUGCUGGAACAAUGCUUGCUCUUUUCACUUCAAUGCUCCAUGUUCAAAAAGGAAAAGAAGUGAAUACGAAGGAGAUUGUAGACAAGUUGAGAGGAGAAAGAUGUGGUCUGAUCGAGAAUGCUGAGCAGUAUGGAACGGUUUAUAGAGCAAUGGCUUUGUGGUUUAAGAACAAGUCGACGGAUGAGGAGGUUCAGAAGAAGGUCAAUGAGUUCGCACCAUGUGUUCAGUGA
Caenorhabditis briggsae is the source of this 834-nucleotide messenger RNA. NCBI's taxonomy places the organism in Eukaryota, Metazoa, Nematoda, Chromadorea, Rhabditida, Rhabditidae. Gene Ontology annotation, biological process: protein dephosphorylation. The transcript has 4 exons. The record is from RefSeq and is a predicted model, not a curated record. Gene Ontology annotation, molecular function: protein tyrosine phosphatase activity. The coding region runs from base 1 to 834 and encodes 277 amino acids.